AUGGAGAGAGAACUUCGACGACAAUCACAAUUCAGCACAAUCACCAUGGGCUCGACUGUGCGCCUCGUGACAAGUGUGCAGUACAAGUAUGAGGGCGUCGUCAUUGCCUUCAACUCGGCGGAUAUGACCAUCACACUUAAAAAUGUGAAGUUUAUGGGAAAAGAUGGUCAAGUUAAUGAAACUGGCGCGGACAAAGAUGAAACACCCAAAUUCCCUUCAAUUGGCACUCGUUUUGAGUCUAUAACUUUUUGGCUAACAAAUAUCAAGAAAAUAUCGGUCCUCAAUGAGGCCAAAGUGAAUAGUGAAAUUGGGGAUAUCGCAGUCAAAGAGGCCAGUGGUGCCGAGAAGAAUACUUCACCUGCUAAACCUAUGAUUGUAAAUCGCGAUAAUGGAACAGCUGCCACCAACCCGACCCAAGAAAACAAUAAGGAGAGAAGGCCCAAUCGUAGGCCGCUACCACCCACAGGCAAUCCUCGCCGCGGUAGAAAUACCGAUACUCCGCGUCAGGCCUACAUAGUUUAUAAUACAGCUUCGGUUCCAGCACCAGUUUCCACUCGUGGCCGGUUCUCUGUUCCAAUUCGGGAGGCACCAAUGGAAAAUCGUUUCGCUCGCAGACUCGGCCCGCGUAGUAGUAGAAGCAGAGCGCCUUAUACACAGCCUACCAGAAAUGGUGGUUUGCUUUUGUAUUUGCCGCCCGAUUUAACGUCUUUGUACCGGUCAAACGGUUUGAAUAUAAUACCGCAAUCAAACUUUAAAGGACCACGCAAUGGUGCAAGGAGACGAAAUUAUGAACGUCGAAAUGGACCCGCUCGCGGCGUUUCAAACCAGCAGGCUGACUCAGAGGUCGAUUGUAGCAAACCCUAUGACUUUGAAACUGCCAAUGAAGAGCUCAAAGUAGAACUUGCCAAAAUAAAUUUAAAUUCCGAAUGUGCAGACGGUCAAAAUACUCCAAGCUCCGGUGACAGGCAAGUUGGUAGCCUCUCAAACGAAACUGGUAUUAAUUAUAACGGCAAGACAUCUGACAGCGGCGCAUCGGGUGACUCCUCUACAGGUAUUGUGAACACUGGGGCAGAAUCUUCGACAAAUACCAAUGGUUUUCAGAGUUUGUCAAGGGGUGAGUUUUAUGUUCGGGAAAAGUGUUUCUUCGACCAGAUAAGUCGCUCCGAGGGUGGUCCUCGAGGUCCAGUCGGCAGUGGAAAAGGUGAGCGUGGACGUCUCAAACAGGAUAAAAGCCGUGGGCAAGGAGGAUCCAACCGACCUGGGCACACUGGUAUCAUGUCUCAUGCCCGCCUUGAACGCCAGCUCAAUAUUGAGACCUUUGGUCAGUCGGCAACUCGCAGUAUUUACAACCAACGGAGACGACCGACAGGAUACGUUUCUCGUGAUAUUCUCGUGUCAGCCACGGCUUGA
Molecule: messenger RNA, 1410 nt
Organism: Echinococcus granulosus
Lineage: Eukaryota; Metazoa; Platyhelminthes; Cestoda; Cyclophyllidea; Taeniidae
Exons: 4
Coding region: 1-1410 (469 amino acids)
Source: RefSeq, a predicted model, not a curated record